Messenger RNA from Gracilinanus agilis (Agile Gracile Mouse Opossum), 1431 nucleotides. RefSeq names its product nucleotide binding protein like (gene NUBPL). Gene Ontology annotation, molecular function: ATP binding; 4 iron, 4 sulfur cluster binding; ATP-dependent FeS chaperone activity. Gene Ontology annotation, biological process: mitochondrial respiratory chain complex I assembly; iron-sulfur cluster assembly. NCBI's taxonomy places the organism in Eukaryota, Metazoa, Chordata, Mammalia, Didelphimorphia, Didelphidae. The record is from RefSeq and is a predicted model, not a curated record. Gene Ontology annotation, cellular component: mitochondrion.
AUGGGACCCUCCUUAUUGGUGAAGAUGGCCCUGCCCUUGCAUGAGAGGGGCAAGGUGGAGUUGGUAACAGAUGAGAGUUCUUUAGUUCAGGGCACCAAGCUUCAAAUCUCAAUUGAGUGGCUUAGCCCUGCUGUGAACGCAAAUAAUUGCGAUCUCACCCUGAGGUUCGGGGCCAGAGGUUUAGAGCCACACUCGCCAAUCCGCAGGACCAAAAGAAUCUGAAUCCUGGUCAGACAGAAACGGUGCCUCUAGAGGACAAGGGCAAGCUCCUCACAUCCCCGGCCGCCGAAGCAGCGAAGCCUUUCCGCCCUAGCAAAGCAGCCCUACAGGAAACACCGCCUUCUCCUCUGUCUCCAGGGCGGAGACGCCAAGCGUUGCCACGUGACGUCAUCAACGCGCGUCGAGUCCCGGGUUGUCUGCACGCUGCCUGAGCGCGAGUCCGAUGGAUGGGAGGACAUGGGGACCUGGCGGACGCUGCUGCUGCUCCCCGGAGCCUCGCCCUGGCGCUGUGUCCGCUGCUCUGCGUGGCCUAGGAGCGACCCGGCCUCACUUUGGCGGCCACGGUCAUCUAGUGCUGACAGUAAUGUCUUAAAAGACAGAAGAGCACAGAUCAUGGCUCGAGGACUUCCAAAGCAGAAACCUAUAGAUGGUGUUAAACAAAUCAUAGUAGUGGCUUCUGGAAAGGGGGGUGUUGGAAAAUCAACGACAGCAGUGAAUCUUGCACUUGCUUUGGGAGCAAAUGAUUCGUCAAAGGCCAUUGGUUUGCUGGAUGCGGAUGUGUAUGGCCCUUCAAUUCCAAAGAUGAUGAAUCUUCGAGGAAAUCCAGAAUUAUCAGAGAGUAACUUAAUGAGACCCCUUUUGAAUUAUGGCAUCUCUUGUAUUUCUAUGGGUUUCCUGGUAGAAGAGACUGCACCAGUUGUUUGGAGAGGACUUAUGGUGAUGUCAGCCAUAGAGAAACUGAUUAGGCAGGUCGACUGGGGUCAGCUGGACUAUUUAGUUAUUGACAUGCCACCAGGAACAGGAGAUGUGCAGUUAUCAGUCUCUCAGAAUAUCCCUAUUUCAGGAGCUGUGAUUGUCUCUACUCCACAAGAUAUUGCACUGAUGGAUGCCCACAAAGGAGCUGAGAUGUUUCGGAAAGUCCAUGUUCCUGUUUUGGGUCUCAUCCAAAAUAUGAGUGUUUUCCAGUGUCCAAAAUGUAAACAUGAAACUCAUAUUUUUGGUGCUGAUGGUGCAAAGAAACUAGCAAAAACCCUUGGCCUUGAUGUUUUAGGUGACAUUCCAUUACAUCUUAAUAUUAGGGAAGCAUCAGAUUCAGGCCAACCUAUUGUGUUUUCACAACCUCAAAGUAAUGAGGCCAAAGCUUACCUGAGGAUAGCAGCCGAAGUUGUGAAAAGAUUGCCGCCACCACCUGAGUGAUAUCCCAAGAGUUAA